Messenger RNA from Amoebophrya sp. A120, 927 nucleotides. The record is from the annotation of a GenBank genome assembly. NCBI's taxonomy places the organism in Eukaryota, Dinophyceae, Syndiniales, Amoebophryaceae.
GGAGAAACUGACAAAUAUCCGGGUAAACCAGUCCCGCGUGCGCAUCUGGUGGCUGGAAUUCGGCUACCACCGGACCCUGCGGGUGAACUUGUUUUUGCUGCAAAAACUGACGCUUUCGCUCUGGCGGAAGGAAACGGUCCGGGACUCCAAGAUCGUGAAGUCGUUUCAAGAACGGUGGUCUUACUUCAACUACUUCAGCAACUUCUUGGAGUUCCUCUGGAACGGAAUCCUGGAUAAAAGAAACCGGGCGCGCAUCCACUUCACGAAACGACAGAAGCGGGAGAUUGUGAAGGCGUGGCAAACCUCGGCGUGGAUCGCGAGACAGACGCGGAGGUUCACGAAGUUAGCCUCGGUGUUUUCCUCCUCGACCGUGAUGCGCAACGCUUUCAACCGGUUAUCAAAUGUAAAAAUGUCUGGGUCUGAAAGGUUGCAAGACUUGUCAUGCAGGUUGUCCAUGAUGCGCGAGGUCUGUCAUACACGACCUAGCAUGACAGAUUCUGUGCGACCUCUAUCAUGCCUAUCCUGCAUGAGAAAUUGCCUCUCGAUUAGGUCAAAAGUGGAAAGCUUUUGGCACUCAUGCAACACAGAUUUUUGCAUGAUUCGGAUUUAGCAUGAGAAGUUGCAAUCUUCCAGACCCAGACAUUUUUGCAAUGCAUACCGGUGGAUCCAGUACCACGAGCAGUUCCAGUUCUUCGCGCAGCAGCGGCAGAAGGCGGCAGCGCAUCACAACCUUGUCGUGUUCAAAACGGUGGGGAAGAAAUGCUUGAAGGAGUGGGGCAAGCUGCUGAAAUUCGUGCAAUCUGCAAGGGACAACGCGUUUCUCUUAGGCGAGAAGUCCAACGAGGACAGACUACAAUUCACCUUUGAAAACUGGGUGCGGGCAGUGGAGGAGCUGAAGCACGAGCGCGAGUUGCUGAAGAUCCUGCG